This is a messenger RNA of Rhizophagus irregularis DAOM 181602=DAOM 197198, 1866 nucleotides long. The record is from RefSeq and is a predicted model, not a curated record. NCBI's taxonomy places the organism in Eukaryota, Fungi, Glomeromycota, Glomeromycetes, Glomerales, Glomeraceae.
AUUAGGUAAAAAAUUAAGUAUAAAAAAGAAAUCAUGGACAUAUAAAGCAAAAAAUAAAGCAAAAGGUUUUGUAAAAAGAUUAUCUGGAUCUACUAGUGGUAGUGAUCUUAAUACAAGUAAUAUUAAAAAAUCUUUUACAAAAAGUAUGAGCUUUGAUAGUAAAGAAGUUAUAGAUCAAGGGGAACGAAUAGAUACUGGUUGGACAUUUGUAUCUUCAGAUAUAAAAGAACCAGAAAGUCCAAUAAUGACAAAAUCUGAUAGUUCGAUUAAUAGAGGAUUAUUUAGUUUUAGUAAUCUUACAGGAAGAAGUGCAUCAGAAAGUUCUAUUAGUAAAUCAAUAUCAGUAACACAACCAGAUAAAUAUUCAUAUAGUGAAUAUUGUAAGGUAUUAUUUGCAACAAAUAGUUGGACAAUUAAUUCAGCACCAUGUUAUGCAGCAUAUCAUGCAAAAAAAGGUGAUUUAGAUGGAUUAAAAUGGCAUAUACAUGUACAAAAAGAAAAAUUAAAUGAAAUUCAACAAAUAACAGGUCCAAGAAAUAGUUAUAGGAGACCAUUAGAACCAUUGAUGAUAGAGGUAGCACAAUAUUGUCCAGGAGAAAAUAUAAUUCAAACUUUUACAUCAUUAAUAUCAAUGGGGGCAACAUGUGAUUGUACAAAUUCAUAUACAGGGGGAUCACCAAUAAAUUAUUUAGGAGAGAACAAAUCAUUAUUUUCAUCAGAAACAAAUUCACAAUAUUUUAAAGAUUCAUUAACAUAUUUAAUAACAAAUGGAUGUUUAAUUAAUGCAAAAAGGUCAAAUGGGGAUACAUUAUUAAUUACAUUAUUAUUUAAAUGGUAUAAAGAAUUAACACCUAAUGUAAUUAAAUUUUGUUUGGAUAAUGGAGCGAAUCCUAAUUUAAGUAAUGAAAUUGGUGGUAAUCCUUUAGGAUAUACUUUAACUCAAAUUAGAUUUAAUCAUCGUGGUGGACCAUUUGAAAAAAUUUAUAAAAUAUUAAAGUUAUUGGUUAGAUAUGGUGCUGAUGUUAAUAGACAAAUUACUAUACCUGGUAAAAAAUUACCUAAUUUAUUAUUCGUAUGUGUUGAUAUGGGAUUAAAUAUGAAAGAAGAAUGGGUUAAAAAAUUAAUUAAAAGAUUAAUUAAAUGGGGUGUUGAUGUGAAUGCUAGAAUGGGAGAACAAAAAAAAUUUGAUGAAGAAAUUAAUAAUAAUAAUUAUGAUAAUGAUAAUGAUGAUGGUGAUAUUAUAAAACUUGCUGGUACAAGUAAAGAUGAGACAACAACACCAAAAGUAACAUUUAAUUUAACGGAAGAACAAAAAGAAAAAGAAUUAUUAACAAAAGUUGAAUCAUUAAACAUUUUGGGUUAUGCAGCUAAAUUAUCACAAUUAAGUACCAUAAAAAUUUUAUUAGAUAGAAUUUAUUCUAUAAGUUCACCUGAAAGUAUUAAAGAAGCUUUAAACGUGACUAGUAAAGGAGAAGUUGAACAAAAAAAAUUUUUUAUGAGUUGGUUAAAUGAAAGUGGUAAAGAAAAAAGAGAUAAAGUUAAAGCUAAAAUGGAAAGAAGAGAAAUGAGGAGAAGAGAAAAAUUGAAGAAAAAGGUGAAAAAAGGAAAGCAAACCGAAAAUUAUGAUGAUGAUGAUGAUGAUGACGAUUAUGAUUACGAUGAUGAUGAUGAUGAUGAUGAUGACGAUGAUAAUGAUGAUGAAUAAACGAUAUGCGAGUCGAAGUAUAAUAAUAUAACGAAGAUAUGUCAAAGUAUAAUAAUAUAGAGUAUUACGGCGAGAAAUUAUGGUGAUAAAUAUUAUGGCGAUGAAUAAUAACAUGACAAGGAAUAAUUAUGCGAAGAAUAAAAUAAAAAAAAAAAAAAAUU